CUGAACUGAAAUCACUUGGUAGACAAAUGGAGGCUCUGCUCUCCUGGGUGAGGGAGACAGAGGCACUUGCAAAUGAAGAGAGUGAAACUCUGGAUGAAGAUGGCCGACUUUUGCAUCAGUUGCGUCUUUCCCAGGAUCUUCAGAGCAGGCUGAUGUCCCGCUCUGGCGACGUGGCCCAAGUGGCCUCAGACGUCCAAGUUUUUGUUUCGGAGCGGGCACAGGACCUGGCGCCCCAGCAGAGCAGGUGCCUUCUGGGGCAGCUGCAGCAGCUGCAUAGGGCCUUCCACAGUGCGACGGGACAAGCUCGGGCCCGGGCAGCCGCUCAGCGGGAGCAUGAGGAGGAAUGGCGGCACCAGAAGGAAAGGAGAGCCGACGUCGAGGUCAAGCUGAAGGAGAAACAGAUGGCCGCUGACAGGAGCCACUUGCGUUGCCGCGGUAACGGCUUCCUCACACCAUUUUUGUCUUCACCCUGCGCUUAUUUAUGUGUGAUGGGGGGAAACUUCUAAAAAUAAAGAUUUUUUUUUUU
Molecule: messenger RNA, 526 nt
Organism: Hippocampus comes (tiger tail seahorse)
Lineage: Eukaryota; Metazoa; Chordata; Actinopteri; Syngnathiformes; Syngnathidae
Product: microtubule-actin cross-linking factor 1, isoforms 1/2/3/5-like
Exons: 3
Coding region: 27-506 (159 amino acids)
Source: RefSeq, a predicted model, not a curated record